AAGGUCAUACUUCCACGUCUGCCAACCGGUAACAUCGUCCUCAACUCCGUAUUUCUCCACGCCGAUCUGACUGCUAGGCCAUACACGGCCCCGGACUUUCGAGACGCCAUCAAAGAUGUUAUCGACCUGAAAGACGUCAAAGCCACCGGACAAUUUCAGAUGAGUCAUGUGUGGAUGGUGACCUGCGUCAACGCCCUCGCCAAAGAGAAGCUUUGCAGUCGUGGUGAGUUGGUCGUGAAAGGCAAGAAAUGCCUUGUCCUUGACCCAGACAGCCGGGACCUAAAGAUCAAGCUUAUUUGGCUUCCGGACUACCUCGAAGAUAGGCGUAUCAUCGAAGCUCUGGCGCCUUACGGCACAGUCCGUAACAUCAGCCGAGGGAAAUGGCGGUGCCCCGGCAUGGAGCACAUGGACACCCUCAACAGGGAAGUUAACAUCACCCUGCAUGAAGGAAUCACCACGGAGAAAAUUCCAUUCCUACUUAAAGUGUAUGGAUGUCAAUCGCUCAUCCUUAUUCCAGGAAGACCACCCUUGUGCCUCAGGUGCAACAGGGUAGGACACGUCCGCCGACAGUGCAGAACACCGCGCUGCUCGGAAUGUAAACGCUACGGACACACCGCAGACGACUGCGUCACAACGUAUGCAAGCAAGCUUCGCGGAACGAUAUCCCAGGACGAAGGGGAACGGUCUGAGCUCCUGAUGGAUGUCUCGGAGGUUGUCGAUGCUUCGGGGCACACACCACCCGCAGAAGCUUUUAAGAGCCAAGCCGAAGGUGACCUACCAGCAGCAGUGGCCGUCCCCCAAACCACGGAAAACGAUCCAGAACUCCUCCCUGAACCAUCCCCCCCACCUGACGAUGAUGACGACAACUCGUCCACAACCACGGUCGUCGGGGAGGAUGCUACAGCAAGUGGAGACGACACCACCACCACCUUUGAGGUGGCACCAACGACCAUCGGGUUGGAUGCAGACGCGCUGAAGCCGCAAGAUCCUUCAGAAGGACUCGGCUAUCAGUCUGACACUGUUGUAGCUGAUGAAGGGGCUGUCGCAAAAUCGAGAAAAGAUAGGAAGCAGGUAGGAACCAGACACCAGCCGUAUCGAAAACAAAGUAGCCAUAAGACGCUUGAAGAUGGUCAUGAGGGGCUUUAGCUCACCCUAAUGCCCCUCAUAAAAUCCGCCCUGCCUUUGCAUUUUUUAACGUUAAAUGUGAGGGGCUUAAGGUCUAAAAGGAAACAGUACCAACUUCUAAGGCUCUUGAAUCACGAGCAUAUUGACAUAGCCGCAAUACAAGAAACGAAAUUGUCAUCAGAUGAAGACGUGGCAGAGGCUUUAGAGCCUUUUCGAAAGGA
Messenger RNA from Ixodes scapularis (black-legged tick), 1346 nucleotides. RefSeq lists its product as uncharacterized. Gene Ontology annotation, molecular function: nucleic acid binding; zinc ion binding. Lineage: Eukaryota; Metazoa; Arthropoda; Arachnida; Ixodida; Ixodidae. The annotation marks the transcript as partial. The record is from RefSeq and is a predicted model, not a curated record. The transcript has a single exon.